Porites lobata is the source of this 15012-nucleotide messenger RNA. The record is from the annotation of a GenBank genome assembly. Lineage: Eukaryota; Metazoa; Cnidaria; Anthozoa; Scleractinia; Poritidae.
AUGAAUCUCUCUCCAAAAGAACUUUCUUCCUUAUUAAGGUAAGUCUUUUGUCAUUUAUUGCUUUCCUCGUGAAUACUCGACGCUGGAAAAUCGAACUUUUUCGACUCGAUCUUUAAAUUAUAUAGUAACAAGUAGGAGCUGUAAGAAGGUAAUCGAAAGGAUAGUAAAUGUAACACCCAAACAGCUGUUGGUAAAAUGUCUGUAAAUUGGUUCAUAUGUGAGACAUGUGUUACAGACUACUGGUAUUAGCACUGUUAAAAGCGCUAACGAGCAUUUGCAUUGCUGCCAUUGUUUAUUAAACUUUUACUGGUGUAUCCUAAUAUAAAAUUGUUCGUUCCAGUUUACGUCUGAGAUAAUUGCGUUGUGUCUCUUUUCUUUUAGCAUCCUUGCAGAAGAUUCUCUGGCUGUUUCAUCUUUCGAAGCUAUUGCUAAUUCUUUACACCAGCGUUUUAACAAAAAUGAACAUUUUCAAAUUGGCUGUGCAAUGGUAUGAUACUAAGUAUGUUAUAUACAAGUGAGGGCAUCCCCUUUUUUUCUCCGUUUAGCGUCGUCCAACCGACUCAGAUUUUUGGUAUUUUUAAAAGACAAAAACAUAAAAAUGUAACGACGUAGUUAAACCAUUUUUCACUUGAAAAAAUUCUUUUAAUCUGAAAAAAGAGCAUAGUAACAGCAUAGAGAAAAAUAGGAUCAAAAACAGCAACAUUUUUUACAGUAUAUUGGGCAUUUUGUUAAUCCAAAUAUGUGAAUGUUAACUUUUAAUGUCAUCCUGGGAUACCAGGGCCUCCUAUUCUGAGACUUCUUGUCAAUUUUUUUUUUUUAUUUAGGUUUUUUUUUUUCAAUCCAACCGACCGACCUACCCAACAUCAGGAAACGCAUUCAACGCUAAACGAAAAAAACGGGGGAUGGCCUUAGUAUCAGGGCUAGGGUCCAAGUAACAGGACUCGUUUACAGACACUUUGUUCCAUGAUCAGUUUGGUUGAAGCCAGUCAUUUCGAUACAAAGUUGUUUUGAUACAAGUCAUUUCAAUUCAAAGUCAAGUGGUUAAAUUGCACAAAAAUUUUUGACUAGUACAAUAAUAAUUUGUGUAGUUUGUGUGUGAACAAGAAAAACAUUUUCAAGGGUGAAUAUUCUCUGUUCUUUAAGCCAAAUGUGUGAAACUAUUUACCAUUCAAGCAAAUAAAUAUGUAUCAAAACGACUUGUAUUGAAAGGACUUUGUAUCAGAAUGAGUGACUGUAAAUCAGAUCGUUCCAUCACAACUUCAGAUUAUUCAUGUGGUCAGACUGUUCCACGUCAUAAAAAUACAUGUAAUAAUGUUAAUGUGUAAAGAGCAUUUUUGAUAUAAAACUUGAUAUGAGGGACACUCGUUUGACUUUUUCGCUUGAAGAGUGAAUUAUACACAUAAGUAAAACACUUGUCUUGUCACUGCUAGUGGCUUAAAACAAUGACGUACGUACAUGAUUACAUGUUACAGGUCAAAGUUAAACUCAGGUUAAAAUUUUUUAACCUAAGUGUAGGUUGGUUCUCACUUUCCUUUGUAUCAUAGCCCUAAUUAUUCAUGAAGCAGGGCUAUGUGUAGGAGACAAAGGAAAUUGAGAAUCAACCAAGGUUAAAACCAGGGUUCGCAAAUACGCCAAAUUUGGCGUAUUUUACGCCAAAAUUGUUCAGAUGACUCCACAGAGGUUACAGAGGGAGUCACUUCGACUCCAGAAAUUUCCAGUAACAAACAGGGAGCCACUUCGACUCCAGAAAUUUUCGGUAACAAACACAGUUUUGUCCUUUCCUUUUUCGUAACAAAUCAAUUUCCGUUAAUUUUGUUUCUUAAUUAAAUCAUCAUUUAUAUAUUAUUGCAUGACAAAACAGGUAAAAGAUCAAAGGGACCACCAUCAUGGAUUUGAGCUUUCCAGGUCAGAGGAGGCAAAGCUAAAUAGUGAGAAUCAGGACCACCUGGAAAGUCUGAAAAUGGCUUUUUUCGUAGUGAUAAUUGACUCCAAAUAUUCCAAAAUGACUCCAAAAUUUGUGAAGCAGAAGUCACAGUGACUCCACUCAUCAAUAAAAUUUGCAAACCCUGGUUAAAACAUUUUAGUGGAUUUGCUAUUGGGCAGGAGUGAAUUCUUUUCUUAAACCUCUCUGACAGGCAAGUGAAGUUUUUUGGGGGAAUUCCAAUUACUGCAGAUUUUUAAUCAAUUCUGCUCAUCAAGAUUUUAUUUUGGGCUAUAUAAAAUGUCUCCUGGGAUAGUACAUGUCUACAGUUUGUCUGAGUGGCAAGCUGUAAAACUGAUGUUCUUUGAACCCUAUUGAUACUGUAGUUGGUGUACCAAUGCUCCUAAUAUAUCUUGUUGUGAUUAUUUCCAGUUAAUGCUGUUACAACAGCCUGACUUAUUACCUUCAACCAGCCAGAGAAUUGUGGUUCUGUUUUUGUUAUAUGAAAUGUAUAAAUCCGAGCCUGUUGCUAACAAUCCAUUUGCAUCAGUGUUUGUACAUGUUUUGGUGAGUCUUCCUUCUUAAUUGGUUGCUGCAUGUUGCUCCAGGAGGGGUACUCUUGAUUUCACGUGACAGGGAUGAUUAAAUGGGGGCAAAAAUCAAAACUCCAAAAAUCCAUUGGGCUUCCAACAAAACCCAAAAAAUUCCUUGGACCAAAAAUUAACCUACAAAAAUCCCAUGCCAAAUUUCCAAGCCUUAAAAAUUUCCAGAAAGCAUUAACAGUGAUGACACAAAAACAGCCACAAAACAAGUUUGGUUUUACUUUAUUCGCAGAACUAUGUGGCCAGAACACGCAGGCACUACACUGUAACCACAAAUCUUGAGAUUGUUUUGAAUACUCCCAAAAAAUCCCUACUUAAAUCAAGCCACAUCAACCCCAAAAAAUCCCUGAAUCGAAAAUUUCAAAUACAAAAAAAUCCUUUGAUCAUCCUGUCACAUUGUAAAUAAGGGAUUGUUACUGUGCGAUAAAAAUUACACAUACAUGUAAUUAUUACAAAAAGAAAAGAAAUACAAGAACAGACAAACAAUGCAUGGUGUUCAGAAGCAGCAAACAAUAGUUGCUAAUUUCAUUAGUUUUCCCUUGGCUAAAAUAAAAUGUACAUUCUUGUAAAACUUGUUCCUGAGUGCCUUUUGUUUUCAUUUGUUAUUACUGAAAUUGUUACUAUCUGAACUGAAAGAUUUAAACUUAACAGAUGUACAUAAUUAUUUUUAUGAUUUUGCUUUCUACCAUGUACUGAAUAUGUGUAUGUUAUAAACACUACAAUGUUAAGAUGCUCUCUUAUCUCCUCUUUUCUCUUGGAGACUAUAUCAAUUGAUAUGAAAGUACAUGUGUUUAAUAGAAUAAAUGAAUGAGCUGAGGGAAAGUUGAAUUGAAAACACAGUACUGUAAGAUAACAUUUACCAUCAUUUUAAAACUAAGAUCAUCUGUGUCCAUUUUUAACCUUCAAUGCCAUUUUUUGAUGUAGAGUUCAAACAAUGAGGAAAGCAGAGUGUGUGGGCUUGAGUCUCUUCCUGCACUAAGCCAAGCUGAGAAGUCUUUUCUGUAUCUACUGAUCACAACACCAUCAAGAGAUGUAAGUGUUACAUCGGUGUUCAAAAGCAGCAAAUAAGUGUACAGCUUUGUAACACUGAUUUUUUUUAACCCAUUUUUCAUGGUUGAUUAUUUUGUUGGUUUUUGUUUAGCUUUUAAAGAAAACACCUCGACAAGUGUUGGUGAUGGACUUCCCUGGUGGAGGACAGGUAAGCAGGAAAAAGUAUUAAAAUUUGAUGUGGAAAGCGAAAAUGGACACUAACGGUUUUCUGUUUAACAGGCAGAAAAAACAGAUCUUAAACAGGUAUAAAGGGUUACCAAAAGCAUUUAAACAUAUAACCCCAUUCCGUUUAUAUGGAUAACUAAAAGCAUUAAAUGAUUGGGCUAGGGCAUUGAACGAAUUGACCAAAACAUUAAAAAGGUUGCACAAAUUUUUAAAUGGAAAGCUAAGAACAUUAAACACUCUUUGAAUAAGAUCAUUAAACGAUUAUAAAAGGAGAGCUCAAAAUGUUAAACGUUUCAAUGAUAAUUGGUAUACGGUUUCAAAUGUCCUGCUAGUAAUAGGAAAUUCUACAAGAUGCACCAAGAAUGAAACAAACCACUGCAAACCCUUAGACCUCCUCAAGACAGUAAACUCAAAAUACACAUAUUCUAUUAGAAACCUAACAGUCAUUGUAAAGUUACAGUACAAAAGAGCUUUGUCCAUAAGCUAUUAGUCAACUUGUCAUUAUUUUUUAGAAAAAUCUCUCAACUACGGCAAGUAUUGUUAUAAUAUGUGAUAUUCUGAGCUGUAUUUUUUACAGGUCAAAAUUAAAUUCAGGUUAAAAUUUUUUAACCUAUAGUAGGUUAAUUCUCAAUUUCCUUUGUCUCCUAGCCAUAACUCAUGAAUAAUAUUAGGGCUAGGAGACAAAACCAAUUGAGAAUCAGCCUAGGUAAAAAAAGUUUAACCUGAAUUUAAUUUUGACCUAUAAUAACAGAGUGUGUAUUUUGGCUUGGAUGGCUGUCAGGUGCCUGACAACUUACUGUAUUACAAUUUCGGGCUUGAAUUUUUACAGAUGAGCAAUAUGCAUGUAUUUUAUAACAAUUGCAAAAAUAUUAGCUCAAUAGAGCUACCCUGAUAGCAGCACUUGACAAUGGUAAAACUGAUGACCUUGUGUCCCUCCAUAACAUAAACAAAAGAUAUGUAAUUUUGUAGGAACAAGUUUUCAUGCUUGGUCUUUUCUUGUGGUAUUCAAAAUUCUUGUAUGAAUUUGAACACAGGUGGAAUGACAUCAUUCAUUCAUUCAUUCUUUAUUUGCCAUAUAUACAAAAAUAAAACACUGUUGUCAUUUUUAGUACCGGUAAUUACAUUAAUUGGGACAUUCUAUUCCAGUUAGAUUUUGCUUUUUGUGUGGAACUUGGGUCUGAUACAUACUGGUGUUCUUCCUCAUCUUUGGAGUCACUUUUUGUCCUCAAUAACCAACACAAAUGAAGUGGUUAUUGUCUGUCAAACUACAGCUUUACUGUUGUGUUCAAUCAUUCUACUCUUUUUGUCAGAAUAUAGACCUAAGUUCUUUGCAGUUGGCUCUGACUGAGAAGAACUCACAGCUGCCAGACUUGAGUUGCUGUGGACUACCUGCUGUAUUGGGUGAUCCUGAUCCGGAUGUAAGGUACACAAUAGUGUACAAUAAUUCUUACCAUAGAUUUCCUGAGGUAACUUUUAUCAAUAAUGUACAUGUGAAGGGCACUGGGCUACAUGUAGAUAUUUUUUAUUGUAUCUUGGAUGUUGCAACAUUUUAACUGUACAUGUAUAUAAAUUAUAUUAUUUUGUAGGUUACAUUUAAAUUCUCUUAUGUCAUGCACUAUUCAUGUAUAAUACAUUCUUUGACUGUAGCUGUUGGGAUUUUUGACUUAAACAGAUGGCUCAAAUGCAGGCUAGUUUUGAAGAUGAUUGGAGAUAAAAAUUGCAGCACUUGCAAAGUGGCUUAAUAUGAGUUUCUGAGUUUUUCUAAAGUGAGACUCUCCUUGCAACGAUUAUUUAGGACAUAUAACUAAAAUAUGUGUUGAAAAGUUGUUAAUUGACUUGAAAAAGAGCGGAAGGCAUGUGAACAGUACAAGAAACUAGAAUAGUGUGCCUAUAGUGUUUUCUUUAGAUUGCUUUUCUUUUCAAAUGCAUGACUGAAGGGAAAAUCAUUAACACAAUGUUCUACUUCACAGCUCAGGAUUUGAUUCAACUGCUGCAUCACAGAUAACAGAGACUCUUGUAACAGGUAAAUUUGAUACAUAUACUUCCUAAAAUAUGACUGACAGCUGCUUUGAUCAGUGCUUUGAAAAACUCUCACGUAACCAAAAUAAUAACUUCCUAUCAUGUAGACUAAACAUUGCCUUAAUGUUGAUUCUGUUUAAGUCAAUCAUCUUUUCCUGUACUCACAAGUGUUUGUCUUGGCAGAUGCUGUAGUUGGAACCAUUGUUUUCUUUUUUUAACUUGUACUAUGGACUUUGUAUCACUGUGAAAGCUCUAAUUUUUAAUCACUUUUGGUUCAAUAUGAAAUAAGAAUUUUUGGAUUUAUCAGGGCUGUGCAGUAAGACCCAUGAAAUAAAAAAAAGAGCUCUAAGACUUCCUUGUUGCUCAAGAACCAAAAUAAAUCAUCAUUUAAUUAGCAACUGGGCACAACUAGAGCACAGCAUCAUUGAUGGUUUUCUGACAGAAAGACAGUAGAGACCAGUGGAGAGUAAAGAAGCACCUAUGACCAGUAGUAGGGGAAAUAAACCAACAACAAACCUAAAUACAUGCAUUAUUAGAACGAUUUUUGUAUAACCUUGAAAAAUGGUUUCAAAAGUGUUCAUUAUUUACAUGUAAGUUAUUAGCCAAUGGAUGAAAAGAUCAAAACAUGGACUCCUCGUUUUCCCGCCAAAGAAAACCCUAAUAUGGAGAAGGAAUUGUUUGAUUGGCCAAUCGUGUUGCAGUAUGAUGUCAAAGCGGAGUAUUGGUUGAAUCCUAGAAAGUUCUCGAGCAUGUAGUUUUUCUCACCUGAGCAUUCACUUAACCAACCAAAAGCCACAGACGUUUGUAUCUGUUCGAUAAACCAAUAAAUAGCUCUAUUUCCGUUCAUUUGUUGUUUCUGUUUUGUUCGGCCAUUUUCAUUUCAAGGUCAUACAAAAAUUUCUCUAACUAAUUAAAGUGAAUCAGACCCCGGGCCAAUUGGGGGAAGGCAAGAGCUUUCACCAAUUUUUCAUUGCCUCCGUAAGUGUUAUUCAACAUUCACAAGAACAUCAUUGCAAAGUUAUUUUUCCUUGUCCUUGUCAGCAAGACAAAAAUACCCAUUAAAUGUUAAUUAUUUUCUCUGUAGCAGUCUUUUGCUGCUGUUUCAUGUUUAUUCAACAAAUACAGAAUUAUGCAUGUACAUUACAGCUGUAAUAGUAAUGCUUGCAGAGAACACAAGAAAACUUUACAGGUAUCCUUCAAAAAAAAUUAUACAAUGUAAUGAUCCCCCCUAAUCUCCCCCCUUCCCACCUGUCAGUUCAUUUUGAACUUCAGUCCUGCGCAAGGUGCGUUUUUGUUCUGAUUCUUUGGUUGGGUGAUAAGUAAAAGAUUUUCCUUUCCAAGAAUUAUUGUCACGACCAAAACAGAAAAUUCUUUUUAAUCAAUAUAAUAAUUUUUAGAAAUUCAAAUAUUGAUUGUGUUUGUUCUUUUUAUUUUAGGGCGUAAUCCCCCUUCUGAGUUAAACCUAAGGCCAGUGUUUGUCAGGGUCCCGCCACCGCUCUACUCCUGUGAUGACGAGGUAAAAAUUCUUUGGAUAAAUCCAUGAUUGUAAGAUUAAUGCAUCUAGUGAAUCUAAACUGAGAUAGAUUAAGCAUGAUGCAGCUUAUCUCCUUAGUGGUUCCACAUUGAUAAAUCAAGAAAGAUGGUAAAUAUUUAGCUCAGUAGUGAAUGAGAAUGAUGUAAUAAAGAUUAUAAUAAGAUUAUGGGACAAAAAAAAGGUAUUGAUUCCUCAACAGUAUUCCAUCCUUGUUUAUUUAUCACCAUACAGUGCACUCUUGUCAUUGCUUCAUUUUUCUCACAGAAUGCAGAGCAUUUUCACAUGACGUUACUGCAGCCAUGUUGGUGUUUCAAACAAAUCCUGUGGGAGUUAAACUCUUUUCUUACAUAAACACUUUCUUUUGUUUCACUAAAUUAAUUUGCAUAGAUGCCAUCCAUCUAAGUGAAAAGGCACUAUUGAUUUUGUUGCCUGCCGUGUAUGAACCUACGUGCACUUACAGUAUAUGGCCUUGCUUUUCAUGAGUCUGUCCAUAGCUCAGUUGGAUAGAUUGCCAUUUGGUGUCGUAGAGGUCAUGACUUCAAAUCAUGUCGGGGUCUCUAGAAUUUAAGUGUUCCAUCACAGUUGCAUAUCUCUGUCAAUUUGGUGGCCUGUCCUUCAUGGCUCAGUUUGGCUAAAUUACAUGGCGUAACUCGUUUAAUACCUCGAGUAUUGGUUCAGCUGGGAUCUCAACCCUUAACCCCCUGUUUUACACAGUUUAAUACUCUACUAACAGACUGAGUUACAUGGUGUGCAGUCAUUUUGUCACCUCUGCGUUGUGCAUCCCUGAUGCAUAAAAAUCCUCAAAGAUGCAAAAUAAUUCAUGGCAUGCAUCCCAUAGGAUGCAAAGAUCGAUCGAUCUGAAUACGUGUAUUUGUAGAAGUAUCCUGUUCCUGUAAUUUCUGUUGCUGUUAUUAUGGCUGUUGUUUAACGAUGCAUAUUUCUUUUAGCCUUUGUUGUGCUUGAAAAAAGAAGGACUAUAAUUUAAUUUUAGUAUACUGUAAUAUAGAGUUUUGGAGUCUGUCUUCAGAUUAACUGUCUGGUCACAUAACGUCCCCAUCAUUUUCAAUUUUGGACUCGCUUUUUCAACUGGGACUCAUGAUUUUUCACAAGAUGAGUCCCAGGACUCACCAUAACAUUUUGUAACAAAAUCACUGGGUGUGAAAUAUGUUGCAAAGAGUGCUGUUAGAUACAGUGGAACCCAGUAAAUACCAACACCAGGGGCACAUGCUAUGCUGUCUGUUAUAUCUGGGUGUCUCUCAGAAAAAACAGGGACACAAUGUUGUAUAAUAUUAGACUAGAGCAGACAAAGGGGAAGAAUAGUAGUUACCAUGAUUGCAGCAAAAAGUCAAGAAAGUGAUAUUUGUUUAGUAGAAGGCAGAAAACUUUAUUGAAUGGCUAACCAAAAUCAAACAUACCGUAAAAUAUAAGCCCCGGGGCUUAUAUUUUUCAAAGGCCCUUUUUGAGGGGCUUAUAUUUGGAGGAGCUUAUAUAUGGACCAGGGAAAUUUGCGUUUCUAAAUUGAUUGGGCUAGCCUUACAAUUGGAAGGAAAUUUACCGGUUUUACUUUGUUUUACUUCAUAUUUGAGGGCAGUUUCCAAGUACAAGCCCCCUGGGGGGUAUAUAUUUUGUGGGGGUGAUUUAACAGACGGUUUUUGGCAUUACAAGUUUGGGGGGCGUAUAUUUGGAGGGGCUUAUACAUGCAGAAGCUUAUUUUCAGAAUUUUACGGCAUUAGGCCAUUAUUGGUACUGUGUUAACCCACCGAAGUCUGUCAUUAUUUGAACAGGGUACAAUACCUACAAUUACCACAUGAUACAUCAUCAAGGGCAAUAGUCAAAAUAUUAAGACAAUGUACUGACAGCGGUGGUUAAUGAGAGUGUUCCAAAUGUGUUUUUUUUUUUCAAUCCUGUUCUGUUUGUUUUGUUUGUAGCUCGUGUGGAUGAAUCCAACCAGUGAAGUGCACACAGUUGAGUGGGACAGUACAAUGUGUGUUACAAACAGUGCUGGUAAGUAGACUUGAUGCUAUAAGGCUGGGCCAGGUUGUUCGAAGCUGGGUUAAGAUAACCCAAGGUUAGUGCAAGAUUUGAAUUCAGAUUUGGAUGCUUAAAAAGCAUUUCAGUUUUCAUUCUUUUUGUCUACAAGAUGAUGAUUGGAAGCUCUGAAAAUAACAGAGAAAAUUUUCCGAGAAAAUGCUUUUGAACACAAGAAAAAGAAACCAGGGUUACAUUUAACCCCGGGUUAAGCGCUAAUCGGCCUUCGAACAACUGGGCCCUGGCUGUUAAAGGGGUAGUGUCACAUGGCUAUUGCUGUUUUGGGUCAAUUCUGUGCCAAGUCAUUUCUUAGUGCCCAUACGCCACUUGCACAUCUCCCAUAAUCAUUAAUGCACCUUAUUUGUGCCCCAAAAUUUUGCAUAAUUUAUUAAAAUCUAUUAAUUGCAUUUCUUGUAACUUGCUUUACAUUGUGACUCCAUUUUAGUGUUGUUAUUUAUUUAUUUAUUUCGCCACUCAUAUCUUUCUUACAGUAGUUUAAGACUGCAAAACAUGUCUAGAAGCAAGAAAAUAUCUGCAAGCUUGUUACAGCUUUUCUAAGGAGAUCUCCCCUUUGUUUUUUGUGGUGCAAACCUGAGUACAGUUCACAUGUAAAUAAUGCAUUAUAGCUUUUUCAGGAAGCUUUUUUCAAGCAGUUAAUGUUUUAUUCUCAUUGUAUUUAUAGGUGCAGAAGUUCGUAGGUUAAUGAACAAAGCUUUUAAGGCUCCCUUGGUCUUACAACAACAGCAGGUGAUAAGAAUUCUUGUGGUUUUUUUUGUUUGUUUUUUAAAGAGCAUGCCACGCUUGACCUUUAGCCUUGGUAUCUGGUCACCUCACCAUCAACGAUUGUUUUGAACUUUGAUACAUGAACGGAAAUUUCUUAACCGUUACUAUAUUUUUAUAUUUCAAAAUAAUGACCAGUGGUUGUGAAACGUUUCUGCCAGCGUUUUAAAAUCUCUCAAAUGCCAAAGUUUACGUUCACCGAACCUAUACUUGUGUUAUUACUAUUUGCAUUCCCAAGAGCAUAAGACGUCCUGCAACUAUUAACCUGUGCAUGGAAGGGUACAUUUUAGUACCCUUUGCUGUAAUGUGUGUUCGCUUACUAAUCUUGUUAUUUGUGUUUGCAGCAAGUUUUAAGUGAACUUGAAAAAGAUCCUAAACUGGUGUAUCACGUAGGACUUACUCCUAGCAAGGUACAUGAACUCCACGGCAUAAAAACAGCAGAAAACAAACAAACAAACGAACAAAACAAUGAUACAGAUGACUUUUCUCGCACUUAUUUAAGGUUUUUUAAUUCUUCCUUAGCGAUAAUUUGUUCUUGCAAUAAUUAAGAAUGCUCCUUUCUGCACGGAAAUUUUUGUCUUAUUAAUAAUUUGUGCCGCAUAUACGUAUUUGAUUGAUUUUUUUCUCCAUGUGAACUUUGUAUUUUUUAGUAACCCUCUAUCUCUUAUUACCAUUAUUCUCUCAAUAGCUCCCUGAUCUUGUGGAGAAUAAUCCACUGAUUGCCAUUGAAGUCUUGUUGAAGUUAAUGCAGUCGAAUCAAAUUACAGAGUGAGUGUUAUUUUUUUGCAAUUCCUUCACUGUACAGUUCUUAGCCUGUGCAGCUGGCGGAAAUAACGCGCGAGAGCUGUAGUUUGUAGUUUGGGCGGCUCGCAAAACUCCCCCCGCUUCGCGUGGCGGCUCUGCCGCUAAAGGUGGAUUCCGCUGUCACGUAAUUUUUUACGCGUGUCAAUAAAAGAACCAAACGAAAGUCACACUAGUGGUAGGUCUUUAUUGUAUACUGUAGGUUGUUUCUGUGGAAUAUCGAACCGCCUCGUUAAUUUUCUCCUCUUUGUUAUUUGGGUAUUGAGAGAAUGACCGAUAUGUCUCCAAGACACACGACAAGUCACGAGGUUGAAAUGAAGGCUUUAAUGCACAAACGUCCAUUCGUUACGAACAAGAAGCUGCCCUUCCUCAGGCGUUUUAGUCGUUUUUUGCACAGAGACGAGUGCGAAACGCGAGAGACACGCGAGUGACUGUUGAUGAAACGUAAGGGACUAUGGGAAUGAGAAAAAUGAGAGGUGAAGACGUCUCGCCCGUUUUUUCCAUGCCGCCUUCCUUUGCGCGCAAAUUUUCAGUGAGAGGGAGACGUCUGGGUGCGAGGCAGAACCAGCAGCACUACAUUGAUUCUGUCUCUUGAGCUCUUAGAAAGAAAGGUCUCAUAUGACAUUGUAAGCUACUUAAACCUAUGCUCUACUUAUGCUUAGGUCAGUGUGAAGAGACUAAAAUGUUACUUACUCUGAAGCGAAGAGUAUUUCUUUUACCCCAAACUACGUUUUACCUCAAGGUGUUCAAAAUUCCAGAAAAAAAAGCAACUCUCCUGAUGCGUCUUCUCGGCAUUGUGCCUUUUUGUUUUUAGAUAUUUUUCAGUCUUAGUAAACAUGGAAAUGUCGCUGCAUUCUAUGGAAGUAGUUAAUCGACUAACUACAGUAAGUUAAAGUCGUUUUGUUAUUUGUUCUUUGCAUAAUUGUUGACAGAGCAUUUCGUACCUUCUAGAGACAAUAUACUUGUAUUACUGUAGAGAGAUGUUUAUUUACAGUGCGUCUAUUCGAACCUGGGCACUUGGAAGAAAAGUAUCCAAUAACAAUGUGUUUUGAAAACAAAAGAUUCUCAAGUUUUUUUGCAAGUGAACCAAUAAAAUUCAAGGUUCAAGAAUGCAACCGUUGAAAACUUUGAAACCGUUUGAACUAACCUGACCUGUCUGGAAACAACCCUCAAAUUCAUGAAUGUUAUUGGUCCGUUUGCAAAAACACCUUGAGUAUCUUUUGUUUCCAAAAAUCGUUGUGAUUGUAUAAUCUUCAUCCAAGUGCCCCGGUUCGAGUAGUCGCAUUGUAAUUCUGUAUUUGCUAAAAAACCCUGCGUGCAGACUUCUCUUUGUUCCUUUGUUGCACGCGGGUAGGAAUAAUUUAAAAAAUAAUUAAAAUAUAAUACAAUUAUCCUUUUCCCCUAUGGGGCUCUUUAGGGACAAUAAAAAGAACAAUGAAAAUAGAACACAACAAAGAUAAACCCCAGCUAGUAGGAGGCGAACCAGUUGGCUAUUUUACAAGCAUGGCCGAGGAUUUGAACUAGGGACUGCCAAGAACAAAUCCAGCUCGCAGUUGCUGGCGGCUGGGGCCAGAUUUGAACUAGGGGGGCCCCCCAAUUAAAGGUCCAGCGCUCUAAACGCUCGGCCACGCAGCCUCCACAUACUGUUUCUAAUCCAUACAGCAGAAUAAAACCACUGUUUGUCUCUUUCAGGCUGUAGAUCUUCCCCAAGAGUUUGUUCAUCUGUACAUUUCAAACUGUAUCUCGACUUGUGAAAAUAUAAAAGAUAAAUACAUGCAGAACAGGCUUGUCCGACUGGUAAGUCAACAUGUCUGCAGUAUCUGCAUGCGACAUUAGUCUGUUCUAUGCAUUGAGGUGUUGGCAACGACGUUGGGAGAACCUUGCGUUUGAAGACUUUUUACUUGUUUAUACCAGUCUUCGCCUGUCUUGGCCCUCACAAUGUUUGGGAGACUGGGGAGUCAUGAUGAUUUCCUAGUUCAUAUAUAGAGCGAAGGUGUUAAUGUUCUCCUUGAAAUCCUUGAUUGUCGUCCUUGUUAUGAUGUUUGUUUUUGGGCAGCAAGAGUCCCACCCCUCCCUCCUUCCCUGAUGAAGUUCUAAUGAGCGAAAGUAAUGAUUUUACCCAAAAUUAUUCUAUUCAAAACAAAAGCAGUCUAAAGCAAACAAACAAGGAACUACUAAACUGUCGCUUCGAACUCAUACCCUUGAAAACUGAUUGACAAAAGAGGCUGCUAAGCGCUACGGAAGCUAGCCUGCGAGAAAACUCUCCAUUUAGGAAGAGAAGUCACACGAGAGCAGCGCGUGCGCGAAAGGAGACACGGGUGCGAGGAACGGGGCAAAGGGAGGGAGUCCCUCUCCUUUUCCUCCACCCCUCGCGGCUUCGCCGCUCGGUAGCGCGUUCUCUUGCGACACUCGCCGCUCGCCAUGAAUGGCCGGGAGCUUGCUCACAGGCUGUAAGGAAGCGUAAUAGUCGCACGCAAGGCUUAAUAUCGUGAUUUAUGUUGUUCUAGCCGCUGGGUAUAGUUUUAUUGAGCCACAGUUACCUACAGUCUCAGUCAAAAUUGUUGGGACACUUUACCUUCUUCUUACUCUCCCAAUGUUGGUCUGACAGAUUUGGUGAGGUAACUGCGAUAAACAACAUUGGGAGGAGACGGGCCAGAAGUAGAAAAACAGCGUUCUAUGGAAGUGUCUGACACUUCAGGUUAUACAGUUAAACAAACUGCCAAAGAUUCUGUUCCUCAGUCUAUAUUAUUUGUAUUCGUUUAUUUCAGGUCUGCGUUUUCCUUCAGUCUCUUAUUCGUAACAAGAUUAUUGAUGUCAAGGUAAGUUUUCACGCCUCAGAACAAGGGUAUUUUUUUCCCUCUGUACUGAAUGAGAGACCCUAACGAAUAACCAUUCGCCACUUUCACUUUGCCCAUAAUACACCUUGUUUAUCCUCCAAAAUUUUGCAUAGCCAUUGUUCCAAUUCCUCCGGGGUAUUACAGUCGUCCCAAGGAAAAUUGAAGACAAUGCUUAUGCAAAAUUUGUAAGGGUAAAGAAGGUGCUUUAUCGGUACUGUGAAAAUAUAAUGAAUUAUACUAAAUAUCAUAUCCCCUGUUAGCCUGCGUAUCCGGCGGUUUUGUUAGGGAGGGGUGUAACAGUGAUAUGGGCAUCCCCAUUCCCAAAACCCUAGUGAUAUGGGCAUCGCCUGUAACCCUAACCCUAACCCAAAUCGCUAAGGUAAUAUGAGAAGGGGAUGCCCAUAUCACUGUAACAGAGGCAACAGCGAGCAGUGAAGCCACGAGGAGAAUGGGGCAAAAACAGCGCUCGCUAAACAAAACUACCAGCUAUUCAGGCUAGUCCCCAGUGUGUCAUGGGCAUCACUCGGGGGUUUGAUGGAUACUCUCAUAGACAAUAAGCCAACCAAACAGUGCCAUACUUUUCACUAGAUUUUGGUUAACGAAUUUGAUGAAGAUGUAAGGGAUAAUACUCCUUAAGCAUUUUGUUGCAACUGAAGUUGGAGAUACAUUCCCUCAACAUUUCAAUAUUAGAACCAUUUUUAUAGUUGAUAACAUUCGUGUUCAACAAAACACCAUAAAGACAAUAAUUCGUACUAAAAAGUUUAAGUCCGUAUUAAGUUGUUGUAUUUACAAAAUUUGUGAAAAAGAGGUAUUUGCCGGGUCACUGCCUUACGGUAACUUUCGUAUCGUAAAAUCCAGAUUUUUAUCCUUUUUAUGUGCUAACCAUGGCAUGAAUGUAGCUUCUUCGCUCCAUUUAUUAAUAUGCCAGUUCCUUAAUGCAGAUCGUUUGGCUGGAAAUAAGGGGCUUAAAAAUGACCGCUUUCGAUUAAUCUGCAAAGAAGCAACAAAACAUCAAAGCAAAUAACAUUUACUACAAAGAAUUGAAAUUCCGUCCGGUGAGUUCUGGGAAGAGUGACUAGAAGAAAUGUAAAGGUGAGUUAGCUUGUUCUCACGUGAUGGUUGCAUUCAUUGUCUGUUCUUUUCAUUUUACAGGAUCUUUUCAUUGAAGUUCAAGCUUUCUGUAUCGAGUUCAGCCGCAUAAGAGAAGCGGCUGGCUUGUUUCGACUGCUGAGGACACUAGACAGUGGAGAAGCAAGCCCUGCACCCACCAAGUAG